Molecule: messenger RNA, 2817 nt
Organism: Solanum tuberosum (potato)
Lineage: Eukaryota; Viridiplantae; Streptophyta; Magnoliopsida; Solanales; Solanaceae
Product: putative polyketide hydroxylase
Exons: 12
Coding region: 454-2580 (708 amino acids)
Biological process (GO): ubiquinone biosynthetic process
Cellular component (GO): mitochondrion
Molecular function (GO): 3-demethoxyubiquinol 3-hydroxylase activity; FAD binding
Source: RefSeq, a predicted model, not a curated record
UAAUGUGCUUCGCAUCUAGUGUUUUUUUUACUUGACGUACAAUUUUUUUCAUUUAAGGGUCAAGAAGUACAAAAUUCGAUACACAUACACGAGUGUUAGACCCUUUGCUUAUACAAAUUAACGUGGCUAGUUACUUAGCCAUGCAAAAAAAUAAAAAUAAAUUGCGAAGCUACCAAAGUUUUGAAAUUAAACUUUGCUUCAUCAACCAAAAUUUUGUUCUUGUUUCUUUCUUCUCCAUACACUAUUUCUCAGUGAUUCAGAUUGGUCAAGUGUGCAUGUACAAAUCAACAGUCUUGAUUAAUCCCUGUGUCUGUGAAGGUUCACGGAUGUGGCAUGUUUGGAGCUUAAGAGGCCACGAGUAUCAUUGGUCACAUAAACCCAUGACAGCAUAAUUAAUUCGGUCCAUCCAAUCAGUCAGUUGGGUAAAAAAUUGGAAUAGAGUUCCCUUUCUCAAUGGGAAUUUGGGGGAUUAGUGCAAGGAGUAGGAAUUGGCUUGGCCUCUGCAACAUCAGUUGGCGAAUGAGUAGACAGUCGUUCAAGCACAUUGGUCGAAGAACAUUUUCAGACUCUUACACUGUCCAAAGUGACGAUUCUGUCUUGCCAGUGUUGAUUAUUGGUGCUGGUCCAGUUGGGAUGACUCUCUCCAUACUUCUAACGAAACUAGGUGUAAAAUGUGCGAUCUUAGAGAAGAACAAGGCCUUUUCCACACAUCCUCAAGCACACUUCAUCAACAACCGGUCUAUGGAGGUAUUUCGCAAAUUGGAUGGUCUUGGAGAUGAGAUUCUAAGGUCUCAACCACCAGUAGAGUUUUGGAGAAAGUUUAUAUACUGUACUUCACUGACGGGGCCUAUUUUAGGUGCUGUUGAUCAUAUGCAACCUCAAGAUUUUGAUCAGAUUGCGAGUCCUGUCUCUGUUGCACACUUCUCCCAGUACAAGCUCUCCAGAUUGCUGCUUAAGCACCUUGAGAAACUUGGUUUCCAUAUGGUAAACUCUGAAAAGCGUGAGCAUGGCUCUAUUGGUGAGAGGGAGAUCCUUAUGGGGCAUGAGUGCAUUGCAGUCAAUGGUGCUGAGCGUGGUGUCACUGUAACAGCCUCUUUCCUUUCUAAAGGGAAGUAUAUGACGAGAGAUAUUCAGUGCCAUUUCCUUGUUGGUACAGAUGGUGCAGGAAGUAGUGUCAGAAAGUCCUUAGGAAUCAACAUGAGAGGUGAAAAGGACUUGCAAAAGCUUGUUAGUGUCCACUUCCUGAGCCAAGAAUUAGGGCAGUAUCUCAUUAAAGAAAGACCCGGCAUGCUGUUUUUCAUCUUUAAUAGAGAGGCUAUUGGUGUUCUUGUUGCCCAUGAUCUCAAGCAAGGGGAAUUUGUCCUGCAGGUACCAUUUUAUCCACCUCAACAGAAGCUUGAGGACUUUAGUUCUGAGAUGUGUAAGAGAUUGAUCUUCAAAUUGGCUGGCCUAGAGCUUGCAGACGUCAACGUGAUGGAUAUUAAGCCUUGGGUGAUGCAUGCGGAAGUAGCUGAGAAGUUUCUAUCUUGUAACAACAGGAUAAUACUUGCUGGUGAUGCAGCUCAUCGAUUUCCUCCUGCUGGUGGUUUCGGGAUGAAUACUGGUAUUCAAGAUGCUCAUAAUCUUGCUUGGAAAUUAGCUUCUGUAAUUGAGGGUGUCUCACCAAUAUCAAUUCUUAACUCUUAUGAACUAGAACGCAGUCAGAUAGCUCAAUUUAAUACAGCACUUAGCGUCCAAAACUUUAAAGCAGCAAUGAAAGUUCCUGCUGCACUUGGUCUUGAUCCAACUGUAGCAAAUGCAGUACAUCGAGCUCUUAAUGACACUGUUGGUUCCAUUCUGCCAUCUGUACUUCAAAGGACAAUAUUAGAUGGAAUAUUCAGCAUAGGUCGUGCACAACUCUCAGAUUUUGUAUUGAAUGAAAAUAAUCCACUUGGAUCUGCAAGGCUAGCCAAAUUAAGACAGAUAUUUGAAGAAGGACAGAGCCUUCAGCUCCAGUUCCCUGCUGAGGAUCUUGGUUUCAGGUAUCGGAAAGGAGCAUUGGUGUCUGAAGAUGACAGUGUGUUGAAUGUGCAUGAAGCACCAACAGGACGAAGAAGGGAUUAUAUUCCUUGUUUGGAACCUGGAUCAAGGCUCCCUCAUAUGAAUGUUAAACUGCUUUCUAACCCGUCAAGCAAGGAAAUAUUCUCUACUCUAGACCUCGUAUCUAUAGAUAAGGUUGAGUUUGUCCUUAUAAUAGCGCCAUUCAAGGAGUCCUACUGUCUGGCUCGAGCUGCGCUAGAGGUGGCCAACAAAUUAAAACUCCCUUUAAAGGUUUGUGUAAUGUGGCCAAACGGAAGUAUUGACGGAGCUGGAAGAACUGAGGCUGCAUUGACACCCUGGAAAUCUUUUGAAGAAGUUGUGGAAGUGAAGAGGUCAUCAGAUUCGCCAUCCUGGUGGGACAUCUGUCAAAUGACAGACAGAGGAGCCAUAUUAGUGAGACCUGAUGAACACGUUGCUUGGCGUACAAAAUCCAGAAUUGCAGAUCCCAUCAUGACGAUGAAAAGCGUUUUCCAUAUUGUUACAGGAGUUGAUUGCAUCUGAUAGCACCUUUGAUGAAAUUCUUACCCCCAUUUAUGUAUGGUAGGCUUGACAUUCCUUCUCUGAUAUACAUUAGCUAGAUUACAAGGUUGGAGUACUUUGCUUUCGGAUGGGUAGAGUUACCCAAUACCUAUACUUACAGGUACUCAAUGAAAUAAUUGAGGUGUAGCAAGUUUUCGGACACCAGAAGUACCUUCAUUUUAAUAACAAAAACCAGUUGUGCUGGUAAUUUUCUUUCAA